AUGCAAGACUCGACGCGUAUAGCGGUCCUCGUUCCGUUUCGCGACAUGCAUCCUGCGCAACAGCGACGCGCCCAUCUAUACGAAUUCGUGCCGUACAUGACGGACUUUUUGCGCCGCCACUGUGGUGCAGCGAGUGCCACUUUCCACAUUUUUAUCCUCGAGCAGUCCCUGGAUGGCUGCAAGUUCAAUCGCGGCAAGCUGCUCAAUGCAGGGUUCGACAUGGCUUGCAACGACUACGACGUUUACAUUUUCCACGACGUGGACUUGCUACCUGCAGACGAUCUGAAAGAGUGGUACACGACUGCACCGCAUGCUGGACCUGUGCACAUUGCGCGGGUGUGGGACCGCUACAGCGAGAGCCCAAACUACUUUGGGGGUAUCGUCGUAUUCACGCGGGAGCAGUUCACGCAAGUGAAUGGAUUUCCCAAUACCUUUUGGGGAUGGGGUGGAGAAGACGACGAACUUUAUUGUCGCGUGGUGCGCAGGCACUUCACGGUCCAAACGCCUACAAGUGGGGCAGUUCGAGAUCUGGAAGAGAUGAACCUCGAAGAGAAACUUGCGGUGCUUCGUACGAACAAGUGGAAGUGCAGAGUAAAGCGCGAGCUCCUGAAGGAGCACCAUCGGACAUGGAAAAGGAACGGACUGAACAGUCUUCAGUACGAGUAUGUUGAUGCCGAAGCCUUGAACGAGCACUGCACCAAGAUCACCGUCAAUCUCGGUCCAAACGGACAUUGGUCGGACUCCAGGUCGACGUUGGAACCCGCUGGUCCGGCGUUGGCUUCGAGUGGAGUCUCAAGGACCUCAACAACAAGUUCCUGA
Peronospora matthiolae is the source of this 819-nucleotide messenger RNA. The record is from the annotation of a GenBank genome assembly. NCBI's taxonomy places the organism in Eukaryota, Oomycota, Peronosporomycetes, Peronosporales, Peronosporaceae.